Molecule: messenger RNA, 13203 nt
Organism: Melanotaenia boesemani (Boeseman's rainbowfish)
Lineage: Eukaryota; Metazoa; Chordata; Actinopteri; Atheriniformes; Melanotaeniidae
Gene: otog
Product: otogelin
Exons: 53
Coding region: 1780-11313 (3177 amino acids)
Biological process (GO): L-arabinose metabolic process
Cellular component (GO): extracellular matrix
Molecular function (GO): alpha-L-arabinofuranosidase activity; protein binding
Source: RefSeq, a predicted model, not a curated record
UGUUCUCUGGGGUCCAAUAUAGAAAUAAUCAGAUUUAAUAUAUUUGGUCCUAGGAGGCUUUGAAACGUUAUACAUUGGUUAAUAGCUUUAGGACUGAGUGGUUGGAGCUGUUGCAUGAAAUAGCUGCUGAUUUAAUUAUUUCUCUUUCUGAAGGACCUCCAGACAGCAGCUGCUGCAUUAGAAACCAACACAUCUGCCUCCAGUCACUCUUUGGUCAGCCAGACCACUGCUUCCAAGCUGACGUCCUCCAGGACAGAGAGGACGCCAAACAUCUCAUGGACCCUCAGCUCUGACAAGCCUUCUGCAGUCACACCACCUUCUAGCCAAAUACCAUCAAGAACAAUGACAGAAGGCCAACAACAACAAAGCAAAGCAUCACCAGGCAGCACAACACAGGCCAGUCAAUCAUCAGUUAAGACUGUGCAGUCCAGCCAAUCAAACACCAACCCAGUAUCAGCCAUCCAACCACAGAAAGCCACAUCAUCAAUAAGCCAAUCAUCAGGCAGCAAAUCACAAGGCGCCACAACACAAACCAUUCAAUCACCAAGUGACACAUCCAGUCAACCAUCAACCAAGACUUUACAAACCAGCCCACCACCAACCAGCCAGCCACAUAUAACCACCGCAUCUACCAGCCAAUCAUCAGCCAGCACAACACAAACAAGCAAUUCAGCAAUAACCAUAGAACCAUCCAGCCAAUCACCGACCAAGGUUGGAUCAGCCAGCCAUGCAUCAGGCAUCAUGACAGAAAAAAGCCAACCAGCAAACAGGACUAAACCAGCCAACCAAUCAGCAGGCAACAUGAUGCCAUCCAUGCAAUCACCAACCAACACAGCAUCAACCAAACAAUCGCCAGGCAUCAAAACUCAAACCAGAAAGUCGACAACAACAGAACCAUCUGACCAAUCGUCAACCACUGUUGCCUCAGCCAGCCAUGCCACAGGUGCCAGAGGGCAAACUACACCAGAGCGUACAACACCAGGCAGCCAAACACCAAUCACCAGCACAUCAGCCAGUCAGUCAUCGGACAGAAUAAUACAAACUAGCCAAUAUCUGCCAACUUCAGCUCCAUCUAUUCAAUCUCCAACCUCUACGAUCAUAUCCCACCAAUCUUCUGGAAAAACAACACCAUCCACUCAAACAUCACCUGAGACAGCAGAUCUAAGACAAUCACCAUCCAACUCAGAAACAACAGCCACUAAAUCAGACACACAAUCACCAGCCAGAACAGCACCAUCAGUUCAAUCAGCAAAAAAGACAGACAUCUUUAGCCAGUCACCAGCCACGACUCAGUCAUUGAGCCAAUCACCAGUAAGCACAUCAGCCCAAAAAACAGUAGGUAGUUCCAUGAUAGCAAAGGAAUCCCCAGCCAAUAAAACACCAGCCAGAAAACCAUCAGCAAAAAAAUCCUCAACGAGCCAAUCCCCAACUAGGACAGCAACAUCUGGCCAAUCGCCGAGAACAUCAGCGUCUGAAAGUCAGUCACCAAGCAGCAAAGCACCAGCCGAGAUUCAAGCUGAGCCUUUGUCAGGCACUAAUCCAAAAUCAAGCCAAGCCCCACCCAGCCAAACACAACUGAGCCAAUCAACAGCUGCCUCGAAGACAUCAAAUCAAUCUUCCCUCACGUCAACACCGGUCUCUUCAACACCAGCUGAUCAACCAAUGACAAGUUCAGAAGCUUCACACCACAUAUCACACAGUUUAGUAACUACUGGCCAAUCACUAUCCAAAUCGGAACCCACUGGCCAAACACAGAACCGCUCAUUACCAUCAAACCACAUGACGUCUGGUUCAAUGUCAUCAGGAAACCCAGCCAGUGGAGAUGUUUCAUCAGACGAGAGUCCUGUUGACAUUUCACUGGAUGCCAGGCAGGCGAAGGAAGCCCCGAGGUCAUCUAAACGCAGGAUUUCAGCGGAGUCAUGUGAGUUCCCCUGCCUGAAUGGGGGACAGUGCGUUCAGUCGGAGUCAUGUGACUGCAGCUUGUAUCAAGCCACUGGACACAGAUGUCAGACAGUUCCAAAUCCUGGCUUUGAGAGGGAGAUGGCGUGCAGGACGUGGGGUCAGUACAACUUUGAGACCUUUGACGGCCUUUACUAUUACUUCCCCGGCCGGUGCACGUACACACUACUGAAGGACUGCGAGGAAACCACCCAGGCCAGCAUCAUGGUCCAGGUCCACAACGACCCCGGCUGCAGCUCUGCCCCCUACACCUGCCAGCGAUCCGUCAGCCUCUUCCUCCCGUGGGAGGGCGAAAUCCGACUGCAUGCCAACAACAUUACCUUUAAGGGCCAAAGUUUGCAGCUGCCUCAUCACAUCCAUGACCUGCAACUGGAGCAGAUCUCCCAGUAUGUGCUGGUGACGCAGCAGCAGGGUUUUACGCUGGCCUGGGACGGACACAGCAGCUCCGUCUAUAUCAAACUCAACCCACAGUUUGUGGGCAGAACCUGCGGCUUGUGUGGCAACUUCAAUGCCGAUGUCCAGGACGACCUAAAGACGAGCUACGGUGUGCUGACUCAUGAUGUAGAAAUGUUUGGAAACAGCUGGGUGGAGACAGAUCCACACCAGGACAGAUGUCCGAUGGUUCCUUCUGGUUUCACUUCCCCUUGUGCUGGCGUUGAUGCUCUCAUUCUUCAGAAAGUGGAGGAGGUGUGUGCAAGGCUGCUCGACCCGCCGUUUCAGAGCUGCCACGACUUUGUGAGCCCGCUGUCCUACAUGGCCAGCUGCUCCAACGACCUCUGCAUGUCGGGUCCCAGCGGUGAUGUGGUAUGCCAGGUGUUCAGUGAGUACACCCGAGCCUGUGCCCAUGCUGACCACCCGCUGCAUGACUGGAGGCAGCACAUUCCUCAGUGUGUGAAGCUUUGUCCUCUGGGGCUGCAGUACAGGGAAUGCAUCAGCUGCUGCCCAGCAUCCUGCAACCUGGAGCGAGCAUGCAUCGACAGCAAGCUGGCCUGCCUGGAUGGAUGUUACUGUCCUGAUGGUCUGAUCUAUGAGAACGGCGGCUGUGUGACAACGUCUGACUGUCCCUGUGAAUACCACGGCAUGUUUUAUCCCUCUGGACAGACUCUGCAGGAGGAAUGCAACAACUGCACAUGCGUGGGUGGAGUGUGGAACUGCACCGACUACAGCUGCCCAGGCGAGUGCUCAGUCACAGGUGACAUGUAUUUUCAGUCCUUUGAUGGACGGAUCUACACUUUCCCUGCAACAUGUCAGUACGUCCUUGCCAAAAGUCGCAGCUCAGGGAGGUUCACCGUCACCAUCCAGAAUGCCCCCUGUGGAGCUAAUUUGGACGGGGCAUGCAUCCAAUCAGUUAACCUGGUUAUUGACGAGGAUCCAAGAACGGAGAUCACACUGAGCCACGUCGGAGAGGUCUUCAUGGCGGGACUGUACCGCAUCUCGCUGCCCUAUUCUGAUGAAAUGUUCCACAUCCAGGAGCUGUCGUCCAUGUUCCUCCAGGUGAGGACGGCAUUUGGCCUACAUCUGCAGUACAGCUGGACGGAGUUUCGUCUCUACCUGCAGGCUGACGAGCUGUGGAAGGACGACACGGUGGGGCUGUGUGGCACCUUCAACGGCAACAUUCAAGAUGACUUCCUAUCUCCAUCAGGAAUGAUAGAAAGCACUCCUCAGUUGUUUGGAAACGCUUGGAAGGUCUCAUCAGCCUGUUCCCUCAGCCUGAGUAUGCCUCAGCUCGACCCCUGUGACACUCACCAGCAGGCCGUGACCUACGCCUCGGAGAUGUGUGAUGUGAUGAAUCAGGAUCUGUUCUCCGCCUGUCACGAGUACCUCAGUCCGACACCCUUCUAUCAGCAGUGUCGGGCAGACACCUGUAAAUGCGGGACCCCCUGCCUCUGCUCUGCGCUGGCCCACUACGCUCGCCACUGCCGCAGAUUCUCCAUCAUCAUCGACUUCAGAUCGCACGUAUCCGACUGUGAGAUCACCUGUCCUGCCACCAUGCAGUAUGGUACCUGCGUGUCCUCCUGCCAGCGGCGUUGCUCCUCCCUCUCUGUCCCGCAGCGCUGUGGGGAGGAGUGUGAGGAGGGCUGUGUCUGCCCUCAGGGGUCCUUCUACAACCACCGGACACACACCUGUGUACACAGGAGCGAGUGUCCCUGCAGUUUCCUCGGAGCAGAUUAUGAACCAGGAGAUGUGAUCAUGACGUCAGCAGGUGUUCAGAUCUGUCUGAACGGUAAACUGGUGUCCCAGACUACAGAGACCGACAGGUUGUGCCCGGCAGGUCAAAUCUACCAGAACUGCUCCGAGGGGGAGGAAGGUCUUUUGCCAGGAAGGGGCGUGGCCUGUGAGCGCACCUGUGAAUCCUACCUGCUGAACAUCACCUGCUCUGCACACGAGCCUUGUGUGGCCGGAUGCGCCUGCCCUCCUGGCUUGCUGAAACAUGGAGACGAGUGCUUUGAGCCUGCAGCCUGUCCCUGUCUGUGGAAAGGAAAAGAAUAUUUCCCUGGGGACAGAGUCUCCUCCCCAUGCUACCAAUGUGUUUGCCAGCACGGGACGUUCCAGUGUGUGUUCCGUCCAUGUCCAUCCAUGUGUACGGCUUAUGGUGACCGUCAUUACAGGACGUUCGAUGGGCUGCUGUUCGACUACGUCGGCGCAUGCAAAGUUUAUCUUGUAAAGAGCAGCGCUGACGUGAUGCUCAGCGUUACAGCUGAGAACGUUGACUGCUUUGACAGCGGAGUCAUCUGCAGAAAAACACUUCUGAUAAACAUCAAAAGGUCCUUCGUUGCAUUUGAUGAUGACACUGGGAAGCCAAAUCCAUCCAGUGUGAUUGACAGGAAGCAGCGGAUGUUCAUUUGGCCAGCUGGAUACUUCACAGUGAUUCAAUUCCCAGAGGAAGAAGUUACCAUCCUCUGGGAUCGUAAGACUACCGUUCACAUCCAGGUUGGACCCCUCUGGCAGGGGAGGCUGAGCGGGCUGUGUGGGAACUUUGACCUGAAAACAGUAAACGAGAUGCGCACGCCCGACAACAUCGACUCCCCAACACCCCAGGAGUUCGGAAACAGCUGGACCGCAACAGAGUGUGUGAACAGUCCGGACAUCAGGCACCCCUGCAGCCUCAGUCCUCUCAGAGAGCCCUUUGCAAAGCGUCAGUGCGGCAUCCUGCUCAGCGAGGUCUUCCAGACCUGCCACCCGGUGGUGGAUGUUACCUGGUUCUACAUGAACUGCCUUGCAGACACAUGUGCCUGCAACCGUGGUGGCGACUGCGAGUGUUUCUGCACCAGCGUGGCGGCGUACGCCCAGCGCUGCUGCCACGAGGGCGUGCCUGUCGACUGGCGCUCCCCGUCUCUCUGCCCGUAUGAUUGUGAAUUCUACAACAAAGUUCUGGGUAAAGGUCCCUUCAGGCUUUUCACCUUCAGGGCUCCAACGACUGUGCUGGCAGCCAGCAGGUCCACCGGCUUUGUGUUCCUGCAGCGCUCCAACAUCAGCACCACUUCAGGCAUCCUGUCACAGUUCAUGAUGACCCCGGGCCUCAGCAGAGCUCGACCCCACGGUGAGUUAAUUCUGUUAAAACAGCAGCGUUUAACAUUUUUACUACUGCAAGAACUUAAUUUUUUCUGUCUCUCUGCAGUCUGGUCCUUACUGUUUACUAAGUGUUAUUCACCACAUAUCUGCAUGCUUCUUUUGCUUCUUGAACCAUUUAAUUUAUUUCUUGCAGACACAUCGAGAGUUUCCUUUGAGGCUGCUGACAGACCAAACUACUUCCUGCAUGCUAGCUCAAGUGGCCAGGUGAGACUGGCCAAGUGGGAGGAUAGUGAAGUGUUCUGGGACGGAGCCACCUUCGUCCUCCACAGGAACACCUGGAUUCAGGGCUACGACUCGCUUGAGUCCCACGCAAAACCUGGUUUCUUCUUGCACGCCAUGCUGCCCCGCCUCCACCUGCUCAAAUACAGACACACCGACAGCUUCCGCAAGGCGACGCUGUUCAGACUGACAGGACUGGGUCCGGACACCCCACCAGCUCCUCGGUGUCAGUGGCGAUAUGACUCCUGCAUCAGCCCCUGCUUCAAGACCUGCAGCGACCCGUCGGCUGAGGCCUGCGUCAUCAUCCCACAAGUGGAAGGAUGUCUUCCUGUUUGCCCUCCACACAUGGUUCUGGAUGAAAUUACACGCCGUUGUGUUUAUGUUGAAGACUGUAUUAUGCUUCCAUCUAUGGUGCUGCCAACACCAUCUGCUGCAGCUGUCACCUCUACAACAACCACGGGCACCACUGCCUCCAGCACUCCUCUUAGUGUUACCGUCUCCACCACCACAUCCUCAACCACUCCACACACAGGUCCCACUUCUGAGAGCAGACAGACCACCUCCUCUAUAGCAACACCCUCUCCACAUGUGUUUGUUACUCCUUCUGCAACUCCUGAACCUUCACCAGCAGUAGAACCUUCAUUUACUCCAAUAGCGCCCCCUGUUGUCAGACCAGAGGUGGAGGAGCCUCUGUCAACUGUGAGGGUGACGGAAGCUCCGCCCACAACUGUAACAGGAACGACAACACUGACGACAGGGUCAAGGACCUCCACCAUCAGCCCUUUCAGUCCCAUGACGUCCAGGACAACCAGCACUCCUCUAUUCUGGCUCACCUCCUCCACCAAACCCACUGACUCCCUGCAGCCGCUAAUCAGCACCACUGCUCCAACUACAACCUCCGCAGAGGGGACAGCUACCAUUAGCACUCCUGCUGCUGUGCGUCCAAAAGAAGAGCCCACAGAUGCCACAACACAUUUGGCAGCGGUUUCUCCGACUCUGACCACUUCCAGCCCGGUUCCUGCUCUGGUUUCAGACACUUCUGUAGUCACAGUAACAGACAGGACCAUUGUUACCAGUACGACUACCACGGUUGGCACAGGCACCAGCACUAAAGCUGCAGUCAUGGAGGAAAUAACAACAACACCUCGCAUUCCCACUGGUUUACAAGACACAGGUUCCACAACAGCUUCACCUGCUCCAACCUCUCCUCCUGUGGAAACAGGAACUGUAUCUUUGUCAGUGGUAACUUCAGCAAUGACAACAGAAUCAGUCACCCCAGUUUCCCUUUUCACCACCAGCAAAACAACUUCAGCAGUUACUGAUCAGUCACUUUCUCCUCCUGUUUCUGAGUUACCUACAAAUAUAACCCAUGCUGCAUCUACUACACGUUCACCCCAGGUCUCUACCUCAGCCACAGCCUGGCAAACAACAACAAAGAAAGUGACUAUACAUGAGUCACCAUCAUCAACAAGCCCUGAAGUUUCUACAACAACUGCUCCACCACCAAAGAUUACAGACACAUCUCCUCAGUCCACCUCUGCAGUCUACACUGAGAGAACCUCCUGGUCUGCAGCUGUCCCAGUAACAGGGAGAACGACCACCAGCGCGGCAACUUCAAGACCUUUAGUGGUUCCUCUGACAUCUACCAUGUCUGCAGGUCCUCUGUUCACCGCAGAACCGACUGUCCCUUCUGUGUAUCUUACAGAAACAACUGCUGUACCGCUGUCACAAACAGAGAGAUCCACCCGUCCCAUCUAUACUGAUCGGACCUCCGAGCCGUGGCGUCCUCCCCAUCGAGAGACAUCCUCCACCCCUGUCUACAAACCAACAGCGGAGACAUUAUCACUCUCCUCUGAAAGCAUCCUUCAUGUGGUCACAUCAACUAAAACUACUAAAGUUCCUCAUCUUCUGGUCACACCAGAACCAACUCUCACUUCUGCAACAUCAGUUGCUGCAACCACCACCACCCAAACUACAACCCCAGAAUUUUCAACUCCAGAAAGUGGGGCUACCACAACCAGGAAAUUGGUUACACCACCACCUCCACCUGAGCCUGGUGCUCCUGACACUCACCUCAUCACAGUCCCCACAAGAGCUCCACCCACCAUUGUUACCAGCAUGCUCAGACCUGUCACUAUUCAGCCAAUGACGGAGACGACACAGCCACCAACGGACAGAGUGGACAGACAGGAUUCAACCACAGCUACAACCUCAUCACCUCCGUCAUCGUCGCCACUUCACAUGACAACCUCCGCAGCAGCUCCAAGUGUGACCACUGUCCAGGACAAAGUCAUCACUAGGCUGGUGUCCACAUCAAGAGCUACACCCACCACGACGUCUACCGAUGUCACACGGACAACCACGUUCAGGACGACAACCAGAGUUCCCCUGACCACCAGUGUUACCCCCAGAUUUACAUCCACUGAUAGCUCAACCAUCAGGCCGGUCACUGCAAGGGUUACCAUAGCAAUGAGACCAUCAGCACUUACCACAAGAUCAACCACUCUCAGCCCACCAACUGUUGUUGCUACCUCCAGCACAUCCAGCACAUUAGGAGCGACAUCUACAACGAUCACGACCAAACGUGUCGACACAACUGCAGCCGGCCCACAUCAGACCACCCUAACAACGUCAGCCACACCAUCUCCAGCCGUCCCCACGGCAACCACCACAGAGUUAACCACAUCUGAGAAAACCGCAUCAACAAAAGAGACUGGCUUGUCACCAUCCAGCUCCCAACCAGUGACGCCUCCACCUGGUCUGCCGGUCCCCUCUUCAACGUCACCAUCAUCAGCCACCGCUGUCCAAACAACAGAAGCAGACAGAGUCAGUCGGACCAGUCCAGGUGUAGCUACCCUACAUGCAACAAUGGAAACAAGCAGCCCCACACUAGCGCGCACGACAUCUAUGACGGUGUCACCUGUGAGGAUGUGCAUUCCUCCGUAUGCAGAGAUUGUUGACGAAUGCACAAAGUACAUCUGUGUCAACAACCAGCUUAUCCUGUUCAACAAAUCCCAGAGCUGCCCCUUCACAGCUAAGCCUCCAAACUGUGGCCUACUUGGUUUUGCAAUUCUGGUCAAUGGAGACAAGUGCUGUCCAAAGUGGGAUUGUCCAUGUCGAUGCUCUAUGUUUCCCGAUCUGAACGUGAUCACGUUUGAUGGGAAUAGUGUUGCAGUCUACAAAGCUGCCUCGUAUAUAGUAACCCAGCUUCCCAAUGAGACCGUCAGCGUCCUGGUUCAGGAGUGUCCGGCCGACUCGGAGUCACCACUGCUCUGGAAUUUCACCAACUUGUGCCUGGUGUCGCUCAACAUUACCCACAAAUCCAACCACGUUGUCAUCAACCGGCUGCAGAGAAGACUCUAUGUCAACUCGCGGUACGCUAAGCCCCGUUUCAAAAAGUAUGGCUUUGAGAUCUACGACACAGGCAAUAUGUACCUGAUCCACAGCCCAGCUGGUCUCAAGCUGCAGUGGUACCACAGCACCGGCAUGAUGGUGAUUGACACCGACAGCUCCAGAAACAAGCUCCCCACCAUGGGCCUUUGUGGCUUCUGUGAUGGAGACCCAACAAAUGACCUGACUCUGGCCAAUGGCACCAAGCUGGGUGAAAGUGAAGAUCCGGCUCUGUUCAUUGACAGUUGGCAGGUUCCCAACACCACCAGCUACAUCAGCCAUAGCCGCCGGCGGGAACAUAACUGCUCCACCAGUGACUGCUCCAGCUGCCUGGCCAUGCUGGAGAACCAUGCCUUCACCCCCUGCCACACCUUUGUGCCACCCAGCACAUUUUGUGAGGUUUGGGUGCGGGACUCAGAGUAUGUCAACAACCACUGUGUGGCACUGGCUGCAUAUGUGGCUUCUUGCCAUAAAUUCAAUAUCUGCAUUGAGUGGAGGAGUCCAGAUUACUGCCCGUUCAUAUGUCCUGACACUCUACGGUAUCAGGCCUGUCUGCCAGCAUGUACGUCUCAGUCCUGUCCCAACCAUGACUUUGACUCUGACCCAGACCAUUGUUCGGGCCUGACGGAGGGCUGUGUGUGCCCAGAGGGAACACUCCUCCACCGGCCAUACUCUGCACUCUGCAUCCCUCCUGAGAAAUGUGCAUGCACCGACAGCUCUGGUGCUCCUCGUGCACACGGUGAGGUCUGGAAAGCUUCAAAGGACGGCUGCUGCAUGUACCGCUGUGACAAUGACACCAUCAUUCCUGUGGAGUACAACUGCUCCAGCAUGCCGGAGCCAGUAUGCCACCGGGCAGGCGAGAUGGUCAUCAGUAUGGCUGACGACACCAGCUGCUGCCCACAUAAAGUCUGUGUGUGUAACCAGAGCCUGUGUGACCAGCUCCCUCCUGAGUGUAAAUAUGGAGAGAAGCUGGUGUUGUACUACAGAAUGGACUCCUGUUGUCCAGACUACAUAUGUGAAUGUGAUCCUGACCUUUGUGAGUCAGACAUUCCCACCUGCAGAGAUGACCAGACUCUGAUUGCAACCAGAGCCGACGGUACCUGCUGUCUGGCCCACAUCUGCAUGUGCUCAUCCUGUAUGGAGGCAGCUCCUCUUUGCCAGGACGGCGAGGUACUGACUGUUGACAGCAACACCACCGAUCGCUGCUGUCCCACUUACCAAUGUGUGUGUGAGCCCUAUAGGUGUCCUCAGCUCAGUUGUCCUGUUGGGAUGUCUGUGGUGUCUGUGUCCAGUCCAAAUCACUGCUGUCCCAACCAAACAUGUGAGUGUUCAUGUGAAAAGAUUGCCUCGCCCAAAUGUGGUCUGGGAGAAGCAGCACAGCUGGACCGGGCCUUCCUGUCAGACCCUCAGAACCAGUGUGCCUGCAAGAAAUAUAAGUGUGUGCGUGAGGCGGUGUGUGUGUUUGGCGAGCGGGGCGUGCUGCGGCCCGGUCAGACUCUGGUGGAGCAUGGGGAUGACGGCUUGUGUCACAGCAGGGAGUGCAGCCACGUCCUCGACCCGGAUAGCGGCUUCAACUUACUUCGAACCAUCCACAUCAACUGCUCCGCCUUCUGCCAACCAAAUCAGAUCUAUGUACCUCCAAAAGACCAGACCACAUGCUGCGGUGUCUGUAAGAAUAUUUCCUGCCUCUACCAGCAUGAAAACGGGACCACGACUCUGUUUAAGCCGGGAAAGUCAUGGGUGUCAGACUGCAAGAAGUUCGACUGCGCCGACACUCUGUCUGGACCGACGCUCAUCUCCUACUCCUACAGCUGCCCCCCCUUCAAUGAAACCGAGUGUAUGAAGGUUGGUGGAACUGUUGUAAAUUACAUGGACGGAUGCUGCAAGACAUGUAAAGAAGAUGGAAAAUCAUGUCAGAAGGUGACAGUUAGGAUGACGAUUAGGAAAAACGACUGCCGCAGCAACAGACCUGUGAACAUCGUGUCAUGUGACGGGAAGUGUCCGUCCGCCAGCAUCUACAACUACAACAUCAACACAUACGCUCGCUUUUGCAAGUGCUGCAGGGAGACAGGGCUGCAGCAGCGCUCUGUGCAGCUCUACUGCAGCAGCAACGCCACCUGGGUCAGCUACACCAUCCAGGAGCCCACCGACUGCUCCUGCCAGUGGUCCUGAUCAUACACUCGCAUGCAGCUACAAACACACACACACAGUGUUCCAAUUUGCAAGAUUAACAACCAUAAGAUGUAGAAGAAGAGGAAAGCAGUUCAGAAAGGUUGUUUUAGGGAUUUAGGAUGUUGGGAAAGAAGGAUGCAAAGCUGUGAUUAGCUGGAAGUUGUUGCAGUGCCUCUGCUGGCAGGGAGGUGGAGCUGCCGAGCAGGAACGCAGACACUGAACUUUGAUCUCUGAUAUUUACUUUCCCUAGGAAUGCAAGACCAAGGAAAAUGGCAGAACAUAAUCUCAUUGGUCAUUUGGGAUAAAUUUGGUAGAAUUUAAAGUUCUUAUUUUCCCUGUUUUUGUCUUGAAAGGGAGAUUCUGUACAAUGAAAGAAGAUUUCAGGGGCUGUAAUGAUUCCUCUUGUUCUUACUGGUAACUAGAAAUCUCUGCAGUCUAAUGAAGGAUUUGAUCAUUUGAAUUUGAUAAAUUUCCCCAGUACAGUUCAGCUUCUACAUCAAGCUGUUGGUGAGCUCUGCAGGCCUUGAAAAACCUUAAAACAUUGACUUUAAGUUAAGUGUAUAUCAAGCAUCCUUUGAAUUUAAUUGUUAGAAAGGUUUAAUUAUUUUUAUUUAGAUUUUUUUGUUGUGUGCAGAUCUUGCAGACCCUUUAUAAAUUGCAAAUAAGCAUUAUAACUUAGUUUGCUGUGUUUUUAUCCAUUUAUCUUCUGCCUUUCCAGACCACAGUCCUGUUUAAGGCCUCAGUUACAACACAAAAUUUAAACUUACUACAACCAUAGCUGAGUAUUUAAAGAUAGUUUCUUAUUGAUUCCUGUUUGGGUUAUUAAAACAGUUAUUGAUACAGUCAGGAGUGAAAAAAUUUCAAAUUACAUGAUGAGGGUUUACAUGUUUGAAUGUUAAUGGGUCAUGGUAUCUUUAUCUAUCAUGUAUGCUUGUCUACACAGAAUAACAACCUAUAAAUAUGUUGCCAUCUCUUGAUUUUUAUCCCAAAAUUGCAACACUGCUACUUUUAGGACACAUGGACAAACAAACCUUUCCCGUGAACCUGGACAAGAACAGAAUCAGUUCAUCCAAUUUUUUUUUACAGUAAAUUUGUGUAAAAUAAAUUAUUACAACACAGAAAGAGAAAUAAGUAGAAAUGUUCUUGGAUUUUACUGCUCACAGGAAGUGAAAAGUCAUAUGUUAGCAUUUUUAGAUGUUAGCUUUUUACUAAACAUCAGUAGUUUUCGUUCCAAUUUCAAGUGUUUUCUCUAAAUAAACAUUAAAUAAAUCAAUACUGAAUCUCUAAAAGCAUUUGCAAUUGUUUACUUCAAAUAAAUGAACAAAUCCCAGUUCAGUGUUCUGCUGCAGCCUCCCUGCAUUCUUCAGAGAAACGGGGACACCACCACAGAAGAGCAUCACAACUGCUAAUUAAAAAAAUAUCUAAAUGAGUCGGGGAGCAAAGGAUCAGGAAAACAGUGAUGGUUUUCACAGAACUUGUUUUUGUAAAUAAAUUUCAGACUUGAGAAUUAUUUUCAAUAUCAAAUUCUUAGAUAUUUGAUUUUUUAGAAAGAAAACAAUAAACUGUAUAUUCAGUGAUGGGAGCUUUACUUUCUUUAAUCAACUCUAGUAAGGUGUAUUCAUUUAUUUUAAAUCCAGCUGUUUGUGGAGCACUUUAUUUAUUUAUUGGAGUCUGAUAGAGGGCAGAAGUUCUGAUCUGGAAGAGAAGAGAUGCGGUCGACCCAUAUGGUGAAAAAAUGAACAUGAAAAUGAUCCAAAACUCUCUUUGGUUUUACUCUCAAAUACAUAAAUGAGUCUGUUACAGAAACAUUGUUUUUACUUGGUCUAAAAUUCUUUUGUUACCAACAGGAUAGUCAAAUUUGUAUCAUACAAAUGUACAUUUGCAUUUUCA